This is a messenger RNA of Ananas comosus (pineapple), 570 nucleotides long. RefSeq lists its product as uncharacterized. The record is from RefSeq and is a predicted model, not a curated record. NCBI's taxonomy places the organism in Eukaryota, Viridiplantae, Streptophyta, Magnoliopsida, Poales, Bromeliaceae. The transcript is spliced from 2 exons. Gene Ontology annotation, molecular function: protein binding. Bases 1 to 570 code for a protein of 189 amino acids.
AUGGCCGCAGAGAGAUCCGGCGGUGGCCGGCGGCGCGCGGGGACGGCGGCGACGGCGGCGGAGGGUCGCUGGGGGUUGAGGGAAGGCGGCGCGGCCGAUCUAGGGCUGCUUUACCUAGCGGGCCCUGAGCUCAAGUCCGCUCGGUCUGGGUUGACCCGAGUUGGCCGUGGCUUGCUCGGACGGCUCCGGCGGCGUGCGCAGGCGGCGGGGACGGCCGGUGACGGCACCGGAGGGGAAGCCUCGGCCAGAAAAUAUAGGCUCAGUCCAGGGGUGGCUUCCCGAAGUCAAGAGGCCGCGGAGGGUGGAGAAGGUGGUGAUGGAGAUGAUGGAGGAAAGGGAGGUGGAGCUUUUCCGGUGGCGGGGUUGCUCGCCGGCGGCAGGGGUGCGCGCAUGCGGCGCGGCGGAGGAAGAGGCUGCGGAGUUCGUCGCCGGCGGCUGGAGCGGAGCGACCCGGAUUGGCGCCCGGCCGACGCCGUCGACGCGUCCGGCGUCGGCCUGCUGCACUCGGCCAUUGCGCAAGGCCGGCCGGACCUCGUCCAGCUGCUGCUGGAGUUCGGCGCCGACGUCUAG